AUGACACACUGCCGCAAGAAUUGCAAGGCGGGCGUCUACACUUACCGUGAGAAAAUACAGCAAGGCCUCAGGCUACAGGACCCACAAUAUUCAACUGAGCCAGGGAUGACGUCAAGGGCUCCGACUGCUGCCUCCCUCUGUUUGCAGCCCGGCCACAGCCCCGUCGUCCCCACAGAUGGCUACUGUACGAGCGUGAGGCAAUCCUGGAUACGCUUCGCGCCAGAGGAGAUGGCCCCGCAGAAGAAGGCAGAUGAGAAGCAGGAGGGUUCCCCGGGCGCCGUCUCAAGGAACGGCCCAGAGGAUGCCCGACCCAGGACCACUGCAGGCCCCGGAAGCAAGAACAAGGACAAGGCGCUGCCUGGCCCCUGGAUCCCGCGGCCGACCCUGGAGGCUGAGGUCCGCAAACUGCGGGGAAGCCGUCGUGCAGAGACCAGCGGCCUGUCGGAGAAGCCACUGCGCAUGUCAGACCUGACGCGCAAGCGCCUCACGCCGCCCCAGGGAUCCGGGGGCGACUGUGCACAGCACGCACCGCGAGCGCUGCGUGUGCGCGUUGAGCCACCGCAGCCGGAGCCACGGCGCGCCCCGCGCGGCGUUGCAGCCGUCCGGAGCCAGAGGCACCCUCGAGGGGUAGAGAAGCUGACUUGCAAGGACAUGCUGGACCCCAAGCAGCGGGAGAAGCUGGCGCACUGCGACAUCAUCGUGCCUCAGUGGGGCAACAAGGGCUUCCGGGCUCCAGAAUGA
This is a messenger RNA of Mirounga angustirostris (Northern elephant seal), 741 nucleotides long. Its product is annotated as nitric oxide synthase-interacting protein-like. The transcript is spliced from 2 exons. The coding region runs from base 1 to 741 and encodes 246 amino acids. Lineage: Eukaryota; Metazoa; Chordata; Mammalia; Carnivora; Phocidae. The record is from RefSeq and is a predicted model, not a curated record.